CAGACACAUACACACACACACACAGCCACUCUCCACACUCGUAAACGUUUGAGCAAAGAAAAUUUGUAAAAAUAUUUCAGUGGCGUCGAAGUGCCGAAAAAUCAAUAAUUAAAGCUAAAAACGUACGGAAAACACAUUAAAAUAACUUAAAAAUGUCGAUCGGUGUGCCCAUUAAGGUUUUACAUGAGGCCGAAGGCCACAUAAUCACUUGCGAGACUAUUACCGGCGAAGUUUACCGAGGCAAACUCAUCGAAGCCGAAGACAACAUGAAUUGCCAAAUGACACAGAUUACAGUCACCUACCGGGACGGACGCACGGGCAAUUUGGAGAAUGUCUACAUACGCGGCUCGAAAAUCCGUUUUCUGAUCCUUCCGGACAUGUUGAAGAACGCGCCGAUGUUCAAGAAACAGACCGGCAAGGGCCUGGGAGGGACGGCCGGCCGCGGCAAGGCGGCCAUUCUGCGUGCACAGGCUCGAGGUCGUGGCAGAGGCGGCCCUCCGGGCGGAGGACGAGGUAGCGGCGGUCCUCCUGGGGCUCCAGGCGGUGGAGGACGCGGAGCAUGGCAAGGCGGACCCACUGGCGGACGUGGACGCGGCGGUUUGUAAGGAUUGUAACUCAAGGAUUCGAACUACGCAUUCUUUCUAAUAUUUAAGAUGAGGGCGUUCUAUUAUUAGCGGGCGGGACGAAAUUAUUAAAAGGCAAAUAGAAACUUGAAUAUGAAAACCA
Molecule: messenger RNA, 726 nt
Organism: Drosophila obscura
Lineage: Eukaryota; Metazoa; Arthropoda; Insecta; Diptera; Drosophilidae
Gene: SmD3
Product: small nuclear ribonucleoprotein Sm D3
Exons: 2
Coding region: 153-605 (150 amino acids)
Biological process (GO): spliceosomal snRNP assembly; RNA processing
Cellular component (GO): U12-type spliceosomal complex; pICln-Sm protein complex; catalytic step 2 spliceosome
Molecular function (GO): RNA binding
Source: RefSeq, a predicted model, not a curated record